This is a messenger RNA of Guillardia theta CCMP2712, 2493 nucleotides long. RefSeq lists its product as hypothetical. The record is from RefSeq and is a predicted model, not a curated record. Bases 1 to 2493 code for a protein of 830 amino acids. The transcript has 7 exons. Lineage: Eukaryota; Cryptophyceae; Pyrenomonadales; Geminigeraceae.
AUGACAGUGAUCCAUUCCAAGCUGCUCAUCCUGAUUAGCAAAUAUGCCCAAGCGUCAACAGGACCGGAUGUGAAAGAAACUUGGAUCCGAGAGUUGCCUCUUUUGGUUUUGAUCUAUGAAGGAAUCAUUUCAGGAGUGUUUGAAAUCGAUUAUAGCCCGCAAUCAGUUACCAUCAGCCAUGCUGGGAUAACCAGAAGGCAAUUUCUCAAUAUUUCACAGGAAGCAAAGUCCUGCAUAGACGAAUUGCGUGAAAACAAACUUCUCAAUGGUCUGAAGAUUGCUACUGAGGAUUUUCAGCCCAUCACUGCAUACCAAGUGUCCACCUCUGGGAUUAAGGUCUGCAACAAUCAUCUUCUUGAAUUUCGACUUGACAUCGUUGCACACUAUGACUCUGAGCUUCUUCACUGCAGCUAUGACGGAGACGCUUUCUUGUUGACAACAAGAUCUGGAUACCAGAGACAAUCAACCUGCUCAGAUGUAGAAGAUGUGAGCUACGUUACCAGUCCCUUUCUGCCGGCCAACCUUCGAACACCCUGGGGAAAGCCGCUAACGAGCAACACGCACAGAGCACAUGAAUGUGCUCUAGGAGUGACGAAUGUGAAAGACGAGCUGAAUGAAGCCCUACGGCUUUCAAACGUGAACAUACUUGUUGGAGAAUGGGUGCCUUUUGGGGCAAACAACAUCGUGGCUCUGAAUGAAAGGCUUGGAGCUCUGGACCGUUGUCAAGGAGGAUUUUUCACGUCGCUGGUUGACAAAACUCCGCUCAAUACAAACUUCAAGAUAUCCCCAGGACUCACGUCCGUGAAAGUGAUUGAUUUCGAUCUCGUGCACUUUAUCAACAUCGAGACAGAGAUCAACUUCCCUGAAGCGACAGGCAUCGUGCAGGUCGAGAAUUUCGGAAUGCACCUGAACAUGGAUGGGACCGCGUUGAAUGGGAUGAAGAUAGAGGCAGUGAUGGACAGAGCAGCAACCAAUGUAUCGAUUGACUUGCUUGCAAGAAUCCUCGUGGAUAUUCAGCUAGACUCCAGCAAAAUCAUGGACGAUCUGCUUUCUGGGUAUCAAAGAUCUUUGAUGGACAUGAUGUUCAUCGGGGACUCGUCAAAUCGCAGCAAAGUCAAUGUCAUCGUAGCUGAUAUGAUCCACCCCAAGUUGCCCGCUGCCCACUACUUGGAUCGAGGUUUCCUUGAGAACGAGCUGAAGCAAGUGGUGGGGGAAAUCUACGCAGCCGAAGAUAUCAGUGACGAGAACAUUAUCAUCAUCGGAAAGAUUGGGAUCAUGUUGUGUGGGCCAGAUGCCUUGAUCCUCGAGCCCUUCCUCCUCUACUACACAUCGCUGCUCUGUCGGGAGGCGUUCGUCAGGAAUUUCUUCUUGCGGACCUUCAUCUUGAACGACACUCUCAACAAGAUCAGGCAGCUCACUUUGCAGUACCACACCGACCCCGACAACGUUGCAAGGCUCCGUACAGCACUCUCCGAAGCCUCCCGAGACCUCAUCCUCAUGGAGGAGACUCUCUCCUACCUCGCAGAGUCCAUGCAGGAUCUGCUCGUGCCCGAGCUGCCGCAGGACUCCAAGGGUCAGCGACUGUUCGAGAUCCUCAACUGCAAGGGCAUGAGCCACAACGUCAGCUCGCGCAUCGAAGACAUGAGCAAGCUCAUCACCGGAGCUGGAAAUCAGCUAAAGAUCCUCCAGCGCAGCAUGGACAUCAUCACCACCCGGCAGCUGGAGAACAUCUUCCGCAACAUCGACAGCAACACCAAGUUCCUCGUCGACGCCUCCACGGCUAACGAGCGAUCCUCCGCCUCCCUCAGCGUCAUGCAGGUUGUGCUGGCAGGCGGCUUCUGCUUCAUGGUGGUCGACAGGCUGGCGGCUGGCACCCUCAACAUCAACCAGCCAGCCUGGGUCUACAGCAUCUUCUACGAGCCGCUCAUCGUCCCUCCAGGCUUGUGGUUUGCGUUCAACAUGAUCUGGCUCCUUGCUAGCUCCUACGGGCUCAUCCGCCUGAUGCGAUUCCUGGAGUUCUCCGCAUCAGGGGCCCUGACGCUGAGGGUGAAGCUGAACAAGAAGUACAAGAGCGUGGAGGGGCUUCACACCUUCUUCAGCGAGAAGAUCGUAGACUUCACCGAUACCGACGUGGAGUCAACGGUGACCCUGCGAGAGGUCGAGUGGGAGGAGGAGGGAGACGACGACAACGAGCUCAAGUGGCUGGGCUGCGCUCCUUCCAUCGAGAUGCAGUACGAUGCCGUCAACCAGUUCAUCCUCCGCGUCGUGUUCAGUGUGGACAGGAAGACGAGUUUCGCCACAGAGGAGGAUCUAGUGAAGAUUCUCCUCCAAGACCUCGUCAUGUCAGGAGCCAUGGAUAGGGAAGCAGCCUUCGGGCCUGACAUCGAGGAGGGGGAGGUCGAGCAUGCGCUAGAGCUGGCAAGAUUGGGGCACUCUACAGAGAAGAAGCAGAAGCAGACGGGGAUCUUCGGAUUCUUCUCGAAGAGUUCGUGA